UUCAGGCAAAAAAGUUGUGUUACUUGGUCGUCAUUGUACUCUCAUUUAUGAACCUAUGCUUUGCAUUUCAAAUAGAAUUCGAUGAUGAUGAUUAUGAUUAUAAAGAUGAUUAUACUUUAAACAAAUCCCAGGGCUCAGAUGAACACAGAAUACAGAAAAGGCCGACAGUGCUCUUAAACAGAUUGAUGUAUGCGCUUCAAAAUGCUAUUCAAUCCCCCGAGGAAAUGAUAAAUAGGCAACACCAAGAGCUACAACGGAGAGGAUAUCCAAAGCAUUACUGGAACUGCUACUUCAACGCUGUAUCUUGCUUCAAACGGAAACGACAGGCUUCUUUUUCAGUAAAUUCUUAACUCGGGAGCUGAUAACGACCACAGGAUAAGGAAACUGCAAGUUCGAUUUCAUUCUUUUCUGUCCCCGUCAUAAUGGAACUUUCUUGUUAAAAACCUUUUUAAACUUCAUUCUUAAUUAAUAAACAUUAUUGGAUUAAUGUAUUUUAAU
Messenger RNA from Argiope bruennichi, 498 nucleotides. RefSeq lists its product as uncharacterized. The coding region runs from base 48 to 350 and encodes 100 amino acids. The transcript has 3 exons. NCBI's taxonomy places the organism in Eukaryota, Metazoa, Arthropoda, Arachnida, Araneae, Araneidae. The record is from RefSeq and is a predicted model, not a curated record.